AUGCCCCGUCACAAAUUUUCGGCCGUCGGCUCGCAGGACUUUGAAGAUUCAUCUCCUGAAGGCGCGGCCUCAGUUUCAAUGAAUUUUAGAAGUGCCGCUACACGCAACAUCGUCCAGCCAACGGAGGCACCCGAGGGCAACGGCGUCGCCAGAAAAAGAAGGCCAAACCUCCGGCCAGAGGCCAAGGCCGUCCUGACGGCGUGGCUGACGGAGCAUCGCCACCAUCCGUACCCCACGGAGGAGGAGAAAGAUGCCCUUGUUUGCGAGGCAGGGGUGACUCUUGCGCAGGGCGAAAAGGAGGUUGCUGCCCCCAUGCAAAAAUUCAGCGAUUGCUGCACGUCCAGGAGCAUGAUCUAUCACGAGGAAUCGAAUUUCACGCGCUAUCCAAGCACCGAAGAGAAGCUACAGCUGGCGCAGGAGGCGGGGCUCAACAUGAGGCAG
Hyalella azteca is the source of this 441-nucleotide messenger RNA. RefSeq names its product homeobox protein Meis3-like. NCBI's taxonomy places the organism in Eukaryota, Metazoa, Arthropoda, Malacostraca, Amphipoda, Hyalellidae. Gene Ontology annotation, biological process: regulation of DNA-templated transcription. The record is from RefSeq and is a predicted model, not a curated record. Gene Ontology annotation, molecular function: DNA binding. The transcript is spliced from 4 exons. The annotation marks the transcript as partial.